AUGACCCUAUCCGAUAUCGCGGACCGGAUGCUGAAGGGAUCAGGUUUCUCGCAGCCCCUGCCCGGAAAAGGACCGCCACCCGAAUCUCGCCCCUCACUCGAAAGGGUCAGUAGCGCCUCGCAAUAUAUCGCCUCACCUAGGUCCGAGAGUGGUCAAGUCUUCGGCUGUGGAGGUAUGGUCAGUAGCACCUUCGGUGAACCCAGAGGACUCUCCGCCGGUGUCCCGUCCUGGGCCAAGACACGUCCUUUGUCAGACAUACGCGAACUCACUGAACCAAGUUUGGUGGAAACCAUUCCACAGAAGCUCCUCUCUGAGAAUUCCAUCGCCCGAAGCACCUCUGUGUCGCGAAAGCCGUCUGUCGUCUCUAGACGCCGGCCGAGCAUCGACAGUCGUCUGGGGGAAAACAGGGAACCUGAGAGGAAGAAUAGCCACGAGAGCAAUGGCAUUAGAUCGGGAACACGAGUGCGGCCCUCUAGAACACCAUCACCACCAAGUCCUGCGGACAAUAGUUAUUCGAGUAUAUACAGCAUCCCCCCGGGCAGCGUGCCACCUCGUUCGUCCUCCAGAGCGCGAACCAGGAGUGAUUCACAGCUACGGCAGCCACCGCCUACUAUGCCACCAUUCUCAAUUCUACAGCACGCACCUACCCGCCCCUCCUUAAACCUCGUACCAUCGAUACCAGCUCCUCCUCCUCGAGGAUCUGGCAAUACUAUUCCAAGACGUGGUCAUUCUCAAUCCCCACUGCGUCAAGUCGCUGCGCGACUCGAUCCCAUAUCCCACGAUACUCAUCGACGUAUACCUUCCAGGACAUUCCUCCGAGAAUCUCUUUCCAAUGAAUUGAUAGAGUUUCCGACGCACCGACACCCACGAGUUGAACUCGGCUUAGAUCUUUCCGCGGGCAUAUUUGUGGGUGGAAGUUCAAUUGAAGGUACUGUCCAGAUUACUGUCGAUGAAGCAGAGAGAAUACGACAUAGAAGAGCAUUAGAUAUUGCGAGAAUCUCCAUUGACUUACUUGGUCUUGAAGAGAUGGUCGGGAACAGGCGAUCUGUGUUCCUUAACUUAGCCACUGAGUUGAUUGAUGAUGACAACCCGCCUCCCCACAACAUGGUCGACAGCCAAAAUCAGGUAGCUUCCGACGACCCCUUUUGGCAUCUAAUGCCGUCAAUCACACACCUUCCAUUCAUCAUGAGCUUACCCCUGAACGUCGGACCACCACCGUUCCAAUCGAAGCACGCAAAGAUUCGAUACGUACUUUGCGUUUCCCUCCUUAUCCGGGAUCAGGGGAAGCAAUACAUCGUGAGGGCAUCGGAAGACAUUUCCGUUCUCUCCGUCUAUGAUCCGGAGAAGGCCCUUAUGUCCCUUCCUAGCCCUCUCACAGCCUCUGAUGAAUGGCUUAAGCCACGAGAUACUAUCGUCGAAGUGGUCAGGGUCACUGCUGGUCUACAUCGCCAAGUCUGGGUUAGCGGAACCAGCAUCUACGUCGAUGUUCAUAUAGCCAACAGUAGUCGCAAAACCAUAAAGAAGAUCGAGCUACAAUUAGAAAGAGACAUCCUCUGCUACAAACACGCCGCUGCAUCCACAAUGGAGAAGUCGGCAAGCCAGGCCCGGAUUUUUGACAAUAACGAGCGUUCCAUACUUAGCAAGUCAUCAAUCAAGCAAGGCACUGCUGGAUGGAAUGGUGUUCCUGCACACAAUACUCACAUUCGCACCUGCGAUCUCGAGGUUCCUCGAGGGCAUGCUACAGUAAAGUGCGGGAAAUAUUUUGAAGUGCGGUACUUCCUCAACGUCAUUGUCGGAAGUUCACAUACCAAGCUUGUGACCGUCCAACUACCAAUCGUUCUCAUCCACAUGAACUCGCUUGAUGUGGUUCCGAAUUCGGUUGCCCAAGUCGCCGCCGCUAUUGAAGAGAAACGAACCGCACAUUCCUAUCCUCGGGCGCACUCUCCUCCACGGCUCGGUCGGCGGUCCUCACUAUCCGUUCAAGGCCGGGCGUUCGCCGCUCCUCGAAUGCAGUCUCUGGAACGCAUGCGUACCCAAGCGGAGGAGCUGCAAGAGAUUGGACAGAUACUAGAUCAAUCUCCCCGCAAGUUCAGUCUGAGAAGGGUAAACUCGAACUUUGACUAUCAUACCCCGCCUAGCAAUCGAAAGGGGAGAGUGUUGUGCAAUGAUGAUAUGGCUGACCUUCAGCGGCGACUUCGACAUGUGCGUUCCAGUGAGACAGUUGGCUCGAAGGCCGCCACGCUCCAUCGUGGUAGCUCCAUAAAGUCCAGGCGCGCUGGCGGUUCUGCCCUCGGAUUCAGAGAGGCGGAGGUCAGGGAUGACAUCGAGCUAGGCGGACUGGCUUUGGGUGGAGAAGCAACGUUCAAACAGCGACUCGAGCAGAGUCGAGAAAGACAAUACAAGUUUGGAAAGAAACGAAGCGUCGAACGCUGGAAAGAUGUUGCUAAUGCUGGUGUGGGCUGGUUAAGAGGGGGCGGGGGCGGAGGGAAGGAUGAACGGGAACGAGAUGGUUGGAUAUAA
Messenger RNA from Lindgomyces ingoldianus, 2520 nucleotides. RefSeq lists its product as uncharacterized. Lineage: Eukaryota; Fungi; Ascomycota; Dothideomycetes; Pleosporales; Lindgomycetaceae. The record is from RefSeq and is a predicted model, not a curated record. Bases 1 to 2520 code for a protein of 839 amino acids. The transcript is spliced from 6 exons.